AUAUUAUUAUGCUGACACUAGUUGAACGGGAGGGUUCAGUGCUCAUAUUUUGAUACUUAUCACUAUUUUGCUAUAUUUCUGUGUAAGCUUGUCAAAAUGAAUGCGAUGCUGAAUAUUAAAGAAGGAGAGUUUACAAGUACAAUUUACACUUUGAUUCAUGAACAUAAAUUCAAUGAUGCGAUACGAAUUCUUCAGUAUCAACACGAAAGAAACCCGAAGAACCUUGCUGCCCUAUCACUUUUGGCAUAUUGCUACUAUUACACUCAAGACUUUAUGAAUGCAGCGGACUGUUACUCUCAACUUUCAUACAACUUCCCACAGUACUCUCAAUAUAAAUUGUACCAUGCUCAGUCACUGUACAACGCGUUUAGACCAGCAGAUGCGUUAGCUGUGGUUUCUAUGAUUCAAGAUGAAAAUUUAUUGAAUGAAAGUGUCAAGCUGGAGGCCGCAAUAAAAUAUCAGGAAGAUGAUCUUGUGAACUGCAGAAUUCUGGUUGAACAACUGCCGGAAAACGAUGCGGCAGUCAUAAUAAAUACUGCUUGUAUUGAUUAUAAGGAAGGAAAUUAUGAAGAAGCAUUGAAAAAGUUCAACGAGGCUACAGAGUUUUCGGGAUAUCAGUCUGGCCUUGCCUACUCCAUUGCACUUUGUCAUUACCGUCGUGGUGAUUAUGACAGUGCUCUCAAGUUAAUCUCUGAAAUUAUCAAUCGAGGUGUCAAGGAUCAUCCAGAAUUCAACAUUGGAAUGGUAACUGAGGGAAUCGAUGUAAAUUUUAUACAAAACACACAAAAACUCCACGAGUCGGCGUUGAUUGAGGCGUUCAACCUGAAAUUCGCAAUUUACUACAGAACCAAAGAUUUCAAAGCAGCCAAGGAGAGCCUAACUGAUAUGCCACCUAGAAAUGAGCACGAUGCCGAUCCAAUUACAUUGCACAAUUUGGCAAUUAGCAAUGCAAACAGUGAUUUUGGAGACAGCUCGGCUAAGCUUCAAUUUCUACUCGGUAUCAAUCCAUUUCCACAAGAAACGUUUGCAAAUCUUUUGUUUCUUUAUUGCAAGAAUGAUUAUUUCGGCUUAGCGGCAGACGUACUUGCUGAAAAUCCAAGUCACACUUUUUAUUGUCUUAAUGAGUAUCAAUUCAACCUUCUCGAAGCUCUGAUCUACAUGCCAACCAACCCAGAAGAAAGUUUGAAGAAGUUAGAGAAACUUGAAAAAGAAUGUCUCGAUCGACUCCGGAAAACUGCAAUUGAAAUUCAAAUAAAAAAGGAGCAGAAAACUACGGACAGCGAUGAUUCUUUAGAAAUGAGAAAUCUUAUUGAAUCCUACGAUGAUUCACUGGAAAUGUACCUUCCUGUACUGAUGACCUACGCCAAAUACUAUUGGGACAAAAGAGAUUAUCAAGCAGUUGAGAAGCUUUUCAGGAAUUCCGUGGACUACUGUAAAGAGCAUGACACUUGGAAAUUGAAUGUGGCUCACACAAUCUUCAUGCAGGAAAAGAAAUAUAAAGACGCUGCUGCAUUUUAUGAACCAAUUGUUCAUAAGAAAUAUGACGAUGGAAUUUUGGAAGUUCCUGCCAUGAUUCUUGCCAACUUAGUUGUUUGCUACAUUAUGACGAAUCAAACCGAUGAAGCUGAACUUAUUCUGAAAGCUGUAGAAAAUGAAGAGGAAGCUGCGUUAAUGAUGAAGCCUAAUGAGAAGUUCUUCCAUAAUUCCAUAAUUAGUUUGGUUAUUGGAAGUUUGUACUGUAGUAAGGGUAACUUUGAAUUCGGAAUUUCCCGCGUCGUCAAGGCACUAGAACCGCCUGAGAAGAAGCUGGGAGUCGAUACAUGGUACUACGCAAAAAGAUGUAUAGUGGCUGCUAUUGAGCUCAUGGCGAAGAAUUUGUUGGUGAUGAGAGAUUCAGUUGUCAUGGAAGUUAUUCAAUUUCUAACCAGCUGUGAAGUUCCUGGACGUAAUAUUUACACGGUUCCAGAUGACUUAUUUGAGCAAGCUGGAGAAUCAAAAGUUAAAUGUAAUGUUACAUAUGAAGCCAGGAUGAUCAAAGCGGCCUUGUUAAUGGUUUUCAAUGAUUGAUUUUUCAACACCCCUAAACACUCCAAUAUUGAACUUUCGUGAGAAAUGUAAUAUGUCUGCAAAGUAUUUCCUUUACAUCCGAAUGUAUAUAUCAUUCAUAUAAAUGUAUAUGUAUUAUGACGUAUUCAUAAAGUUUUUCCUUUUCUUGUGGA
Messenger RNA from Caenorhabditis elegans, 2219 nucleotides. RefSeq names its product Tetratricopeptide repeat protein 30 homolog (gene dyf-1). NCBI's taxonomy places the organism in Eukaryota, Metazoa, Nematoda, Chromadorea, Rhabditida, Rhabditidae. Gene Ontology annotation, cellular component: cilium. The transcript has 13 exons. The coding region runs from base 97 to 2067 and encodes 656 amino acids. The record is from RefSeq and is marked reviewed.